This is a messenger RNA of Leishmania braziliensis MHOM/BR/75/M2904, 1668 nucleotides long. RefSeq lists its product as hypothetical. The coding region runs from base 1 to 1668 and encodes 555 amino acids. The transcript has a single exon. Lineage: Eukaryota; Euglenozoa; Kinetoplastea; Trypanosomatida; Trypanosomatidae. The record is from RefSeq and is a predicted model, not a curated record.
AUGUACACACAUGAUGUCCAUGACCGUAUUAGCGGUAUCUCCGCAGCGGACCUUGCGCAACGUCUAGUCGAGGUAUCGUCGAGGAGCGCUGCACAGAGUAGCGCCUUUACCGAGACCUUUUCCCAGCGCUCCCUACCACACUGGGUGAGUGGACUUCUCUGGGAUGCAAAGUGCGCUGGUGCAGCCCCUCCGCGGACGGCACUCCUGGGCGGUGACACAGUGGAGAUGACAUCGUGUGUGUCGGACGCAACACUCUCGUGCGUCGCGCUCUCAGAGGAUGUGCGGUUCCGUUUUGCACGCUCGCGGCGCAGGCGCCUCACAGGAAUCCUCUCAUCGACGGCGGCGUCCGUGUCACUCCGAAUGAGCCGCGUCGACGUGACACACUUCUACUGGAUGGACGAGUGCGCGCCGCGAGUCUCGUACGGCGAACACUCGAUGUGGUUGACGGCGCUGCAAAAACGUCUUGCCCAAUGGGCCGUCCGCACAUUUGCACGGAAUGCGCUGCUGCGCAACAUAUCGCUGCAAACUCUUGAGGCUGUCUUUCCCGCGCUAAUGGCAUUCCCACCGUGUGAACGCGAGGAGCUUCUUCAGCAAGCAGCAGAGCUCCUUGGCCAAGGGACACUCCUUUGGUAUGGGGGGGCAGUGAUCAAGCAGUUCCACGAGAACGCCGCCUCGCUUACUCUCCCCUUGCUUACUUCCAGUGAGGAGCGCUGCUCCGCGGCGCUCAUGUUUGCGUUGGCAACAGCGCAAGAAGUCAUGGGCGCUCGAAGCAGCGACGGUGCCCGGGCAGUUCGCUUUCUCAUCGAGGAGUACGGCGUGCGCGGUGUGGCGUCAUCACCAGCACUGACAACCGCAACGCUGCUCACAUCUCGAGCAACAGUGCCGCUCUACACAAGUCCCGGCGUUGGAAGAGGCCCACGUCAGCAUAAUCUACUCCAGCCCUAUCUCUUCCCACUCUCCUGCGCAGAUGUAGAGGCGCUGCCGUGGACUCAGCAGAGCGCUGAUACCUCUUCCCCAGGGCACUACCGAGAGCUCCUUCGGCGCGUGCGUAACACCGCAGCGGUGGUGCUCACCACGGCUGCGCCAUUCACUGCAGCCGCUACGCAAGGGCGCCAUGCACACGAGGACGACAUCAACGCCUUCUUCUCAGCGAAUGAGGCACUCCGAAUCCACCGUGACACCCUUGCCACCCAUUCCAGUAGCGAUGUUCCCACUUCGUUGCCCACAUUUGCGGUACACGACAGCGGUGCAGCAGCGCGUUUGCGCCUGUUAGAAGCGGCACCCAAGUGGUGGGAGCAAGGAGCAAAAGCGAACAACAGCCACGUGGUACGUGACGAGACAGCGCUGACGAUCAAUGUGAAGGCCGCGGCGGCGGCGCUGCGCAAGCCACACCGUGGCGAUCAUGCGCUACUUGCCGCCAUCCACCGCACGCGCAAGCGUCAGCGCCACCACAAGCAGCUCACCUCGCAGACUGUGGAGGCGUCGCUGGUGGGUGCAUCGAUUCGGUUGAAGCGACGCACUUUCCUGGAGUUCGUGGACAUUUUGGCGCUCAACACGGACGACGAGGACCUCGAGGAAAAAGCGCGGCAGUACCUUGAGCAGCAGCACGUAGCUGAAACACAGAUUCGCAAGUUCACCAAGUUUUUAUCAUCCAUGCGCAGGAUGUGA